This is a messenger RNA of Saccoglossus kowalevskii, 2648 nucleotides long. Its product is annotated as C-Maf-inducing protein-like. The record is from RefSeq and is a predicted model, not a curated record. NCBI's taxonomy places the organism in Eukaryota, Metazoa, Hemichordata, Enteropneusta, Harrimaniidae.
UACACAGCAACACUGUUCUCAGGUCACGGCUAACAUUAAUAACGUGAAAAUACUCGCAGAAAUUAUUAUACAAAGACGACAGAAAAGAGGCUAAACAAACAGAAGAGACACCAGGAAAACCUUUCACGCGGUUGCUUUGCCCUGGAACGUUGAAUCUGUAGCGAGCAGUGCGUGGAUUUUUUUUUGACAGCGACUUCGGCGUUGACGGAUUUGCUAAUUGAAUGCUGUAGUGUAUGUAUGUACAGUAGUAGGACUAGUACUGCUGGAAAGCAAUGGCGGAUUGCUCUGGAUUAGUAGGAAACGGCAACGGUCAGAGUAAUGGACUCGGACAGGAAAAUGCCUGUGCUACUCCCCCGACUACACCGUCGUCACCGACACCAAUAUCACGACCGAUAGGCGGAACGUUAAAAUACAAACUGCUUCAUGAAGGGGAUAUACAAGUGUGUUGUCUAAAUCAUGCCCGGACUGUCAUAAGCAAAAUUCUUAGUUCGAAGUUCUUACGCCGAUGGGAACCACACCAUAUAGUUUUGGCAGACAGUACGAUAUAUUCCACCACGCCAUUAGGCUUCAUGGAAUGUCCUAUACCAUACAACAGCAUAGAAGAUGUGUAUAUUGUGUCCAGAUGGGAUGCUGGACAAAAAUUUUGUAUCCGUAUCUUGCUACCCACAGGAUCAGUCCUGCUUCAGGCAAGCAACAUUUAUUUACGUGACCAAUGGCUGCAUUCGAUACAGUGGAAAAGAACAGUCAACAAAUACAAGAAAUUGCUUAGAAAUACAAAAAAAACAGAGGUACUUAUUCAGGAGAUAAAGAAUCUAAUAGAAAUGACUAUUAAUACACAUGUACAAGAUGAAGAUGUCUCUCAAGUGCCUUUGGAAAUUGUUUCUGACAUACUUUCACAGAAUACAGAUGUUUUAAACAGUGUUGCACAUGAAAAUGUUAUAGUGGCGUUGGCACCGUUACUUGAAAACAAUCAACCAUCACCUGAAAUUUGUGCAUUUUUUAGUAAACAUUGUAAAAACUCGCCAAGAUCCAAUGUUGUUAUCGAAAUGUUUACACCAGUGGUCCAACGAAUCCUGAAACACAAUAUGGAUUUUGGAAAAUUUCCUCGUAUGAGAAUGUUUGUGCAAGACUAUAUUUUAGCAUUGAAUUCUAAAUUGGAAGGCAUUAUUGUGGUGCAGGAUUUUGUUCAAAGGAUGCAUGGACCAGCUAGUACAUGUCCACAUCCCAGAGUACUGCCAAACCUUGUGUCUGUGUGUUUGGCUUCUAUAUAUUCUUACUUUGAAGACAGGGAUAGGUGCAAUAGUAAAGGUAGAUCCCCCGGAGUAGGAAUGUUACGAGGUAUUCGUAUGGAAGGCUUAUUAGUAGAAGAGGAGACUGAAAUCAGAGAUGAAGAGCUGAUGAUGUGUUUUGUUACUAUUUUAAAGUUUAUGGCAGAGUAUGAUGAUUGGCUACCAAAUCUGGCCAGCCUAUUGCAACCAAUACCAUUUCCAAAAGAGGCUUUAACACAUGAAAGGUUCACUAUUCAUUUGAAGUAUGUCAUUAGGCGGUUUGCAGAGGACAACAGGUGUGAUGUUCAUACAUCUGUAUGUGGUGUUCGUGAUGGUAAAGAUGGAUGGUUUAACAUUUACUGUCCUGGUGGUUUAGCUUGUGAUGAUGAUGGGGAACUCUUUUCAGUUAUGAUGAGAAGACUUGUUGGGUGUUGUUGCAGAAGAAAAAAGUUUUUGCAAAUGGUUUGUCGAAAGUUGUUGGGUCCAGUUAUGCUGAUGGCACUGAGGAGAGAUAGCGUCAUGAUGGAGGUAAGCUUAUCUAUGGUAAAUCUGAAAAUAGUUUAUAACCAUGAUGACAGGCUUCAGGUUAUAACCACCCUGGAGAGUACACCAGAAGGCCGGAAAAUGUAUGCAGAUUUGUGUGAAAGACAGAUUGCCCUCAAGGAGUUGCAGUCAAAGGGAGGUCCCAAGACGUUAUCACUCCCGCCCAAAUCCACAGAUGCAGACUUGCGCCAACUUCUAAAUUCAGGGUCUUUUGGCAACCUGGAAUGUCUGAAUCUUGCCUUCACGCAUGUUACGAGUGCCUGUGCGGAAACCAUCAUUCGACUGCCAAAUUUGAAGUAUCUGAAUUUAUGGUCCACCAAUUUUGGAGACACUGGCCUGCAGUUAAUAUCAGAGCAUCUGCUGAAGCUACAAGUCCUGAAUUUGUGUGAGACUACAGUAACUGAUGAAGGCCUUAACUGUUUAACACAGAUUAAAAGUUUACGGCGACUGAAUCUGAACAGUACUCAGUUAUCAGCUCUCACAUUUGUGAAGCUCAAGGCUCAUUUACCUUCUCUGGAAGAGUGUGAUGUGCGGUACACAGAUGCUUGGUGAAGUAUACUAGAUUUGAAUGUCUUGAAGCAUUACCAGUAUUACAGAUGAUAGACAAUGCAUCUUUGCCAUAGACCUAGCUCUAAAUCUUGAGAGGCUUGGUUCAGGCACAUGUCCAUGCAUUGAAAUAUGCUAUAUAGAGAAUUGGCCAACACCGUAUGAAGGUGCUAGCUUAAUAAACCAACACUAGUAUAUCAGUGGCCAUUACAAUGCUGUCCUCAUCCAGUAGCCUGAAACAAAUGAUAUUUUUGAUAAUCCAUAUUUAUUUGCAUGUAUCACUGAUAGCUU